UCCUAAGAACGUCUCGAGCAGCUCGCGAAGAUCGCGAGGUUGUUCUCGGACGGCGUCGGGAAGAAAAGUUCAGUCACGCGCGAACGAUCGAACCGAACGGACGGGAAGAAACCGGUUCUCCCGUCUCGGUACAAGAAGAUAGGAGAAGCAAAAAAAACGUUAGAAAAAAGUGAAAUCAGAACCAACCAAGAACGGACGGCCUCGAAAGGAAGUGAGAGCGAUAAGGAGUGGUAUUUAUUUUCUGUGGCACAAACGAUAACGCCCCUCCCGGAAGCAGUGGAAGUGUGCAGUGAUUAAAACGAGCAUUGUCUCGUCAACGUGCGUUAGGGUGAUAUCCAUUCGGCUCGGUACAGCAGGAUGGGGCAUAUCACGGCCCUAACAUCGAUCGCUCUGGUGGCCCUGGCCCUGGUAGGAUCAGUGCGGGCUGAGCUGACUCCACCGUACUUCAACUUGGCCGAGGGGCGCAAAAUCACUGCCACCGCCACGUGCGGUGUGGACACCGAUGUUCCCGAGCUGUACUGUAAGCUGGUCGGUGCAAACACGGAGAACGACAACCAGAACCAAUACUCCAAGGUCAUCCAAGGACAGGUUUGCGAUGUGUGUGAUCCAUCCGAUCCGGACAAGAAUCACCCGCCGGAGUACGCCAUCGACGGUACGCAGAACUGGUGGCAGAGUCCCCCGCUGUCCCGUGGUAUGAAGUACAACGAAGUCAACCUCACGAUCGACUUCGGUCAGGAAUUCCAUGUGGCUUAUCUGUUCAUCCGUAUGGGCAACUCGCCACGACCGGGUCUUUGGUCGCUCGAGAAAUCGAGUGAUUACGGCAAAACAUGGACUCCCUGGCAACACUUCUCCGACUCGCCGGCCGACUGCGUCACAUUCUUUGGUCCGGACAGUCUGAAACCGUUGCAGAACGAUAACGAUGUAAUCUGUACGAUGGAACACUCGAAGAUUGUGCCCCUCGAGGGUGGUGAGAUUCCCAUUCGUCUGCUGAACAAUCGUCCAUCGGCGAACAACUACUUCAACUCGUCGACGCUGCAAGAAUGGAGUCGUGCCACGAAUGUACGCAUACGCCUUCUGCGAACGAAGAAUCUGCUUGGACAUUUGAUGUCCGUUGCCCGGCAAGAUCCAACGGUUACCAGACGUUAUUUCUACUCGAUCAAGGAUAUUUCCAUCGGUGGACGGUGUGUGUGCAAUGGUCACGCAAACACCUGUAACGUGCUAGACCCACGAUCACCGACGCGCAUCCUGGCCUGCCAGUGUCAGCACAAUACCUGCGGCAUCCAGUGCGCCGAAUGCUGUCCCGGAUUUGAGCAGAAGAAAUGGCGUCAGAAUACCAAUGCUCGUCCAUUCCAGUGCGAGCCUUGCAACUGCCACGGACAUUCUGGCGAGUGCGAGUACUCCGAGGAGAUCGAUGCUAAAGGACUGUCGCUCGAUAUCCAUGGAAACUACGAAGGAGGCGGUGUUUGCAAGAAUUGUCACCACAAUACUAAAGGUAUCAACUGCAACCAGUGCGAGGACAAGUUCUACCGGCCACGUGGAAAGUACUGGAACGAGACCGACGUCUGCAAGCCUUGCGAUUGCGAUCACUUCUACUCGACCGGAAACUGCGAGGAGGAAACGGGUCGUUGUGAGUGUCGGGUCGAGUUUCAGCCACCGCACUGUGACUCCUGCUCCUAUGGACACUUUGGUUACCCGAACUGUCGCCCGUGUGAGUGCAAUCUGAAUGCCACCGUGGGAUACUUCUGCGAGGCGGUCAAUGGUGCCUGCCCGUGCAAGCACAACUUCGAUGGACCGCACUGCAAGCAGUGUGCGAAGGAGUACUAUGGAUUCCCCGAUUGCGAUCCUUGCAGUUGUAAUAUGCAUGGUUCGACCGAUCGUGUGUGCGAUCAGGACAAUGGACAGUGUAAGUGUAAGCCCAACUUUGCCGGACGUCUCUGUGACACCUGCAAGGAUGGAUUCUUCCGGUAUCCCGAGUGUACAUAUUGUAAUUGCGAUGUACGUGGAACGUUGGAUGAAGUUUGCGACAAGAACACUGGCACUUGUUUGUGCCGCGAAGGUUACGGUGGACCACGUUGUGACCAGUGCAUCCCCGGGUACUACAACUAUCCGGACUGUGUGCCCUGCAACUGUUCGGCGGCUGGAAGUACUUCGACGGUGUGCGACAUUACGGGCCGGUGUUCGUGUCUGGAGAACUUUGGCGGUCGGCAGUGUACGGCCUGUCUGGCCGGGUACUACCAGUAUCCGGAAUGUUUGCCGUGUAACUGCGACUCGUACGGGUCGCUCGCAAAGUCCUGCACAAGCGACGGCCAGUGUCAGUGUAAGGAUAACUUCGACGGCAAGAACUGCCAGCAGUGCAGAGAGGGUUUCUACAACUUCCCGGCGUGCGAGGAGUGUAACUGCGAUCCGGCCGGUGUGAUCGCCCGGUUCGCCGGGUGUGGAUCGGUCCCGGCGGGUGAACUGUGUCAGUGUAAGGAGCGAGUGCAUGGGCGCAUUUGUGACAAGUGUCGCCCGCUGUACUGGAAUCUUACAGCGACCAAUCCGCACGGUUGUCAGGAGUGCGAGUGCUUCAUCGAUGGUACGAUCGGUUCUUUGGAUACGUGCGACUCGAAGACGGGCCAGUGUGCUUGCAAACCUUCGGUGAAGGGACGCCAGUGUACGGAAUGUAAGGAUGGUACGUUCGAUCUGUUCGGUUCGAGCUUGUUUGGGUGCAAGGACUGCGGUUGCGACAUUGGUGGAGCGGCAGGCAACGUGUGCAAUAAGGAGACGGGCCAGUGCCGGUGCCAUCCUCGGGUGUCCGGCCGUACCUGUUCGUAUCCGCUGACGACGCACUACUACCCGACACUGUACCAGUUCCAGUAUGAGUACGAGGAUGGCUAUACGUCGUCCGGGACGCAGGUGCGCUAUCAGUUCCACGAGGAUAUUUUCCCUGGCUUCAGUAGCCGUGGAUAUGCCGUUAUGUCUUCGCUGCAGAACGAAGUGAUCAACGAGGUGAGCGUGUUGAAAUCGUCCGUCUACCGGCUCGUGAUCCGGUACCGAAACCCCAACUCGGACAAUGUCGUUGCGGCGAUCCUCAUCACUCCGGACAACCCGACGGAGGUGGAGCAGAAGACGAAGGUACUGUUCAAGCCUACGGAACAUCCGGACUUUGUAACGGUUUCCGAUGCUCGGGGUGAGGUGCCAUCCGCUGUCGUGCUCGAUCCGGGUACCUACACGAUUAGCAUCAAAACGGAUAAGACUGUGUUCCUCGACUUUUUCGUUCUACUCCCUGCUGCGUACUACGAGGCAUCGAUACUGACGAAGAAGAUUGAGAAUCCGUGUGAAAUCUCCGACCUCGGCCUCUGCCGGCAUUAUCAGUAUCCAAGCGUUGGCCCGUACAGCCCACAAACGGAAGCGUUCAUCAUUGAAGACGAGCAGAGCUUCAAGCCGGUCGAGUUCUUCAAGGACUACGAGCACAUGGAUGUCGUCCGGGAGAAAGACCUACCGAUACUAACGAACAAUCAGCGUGAACUGUACUACCCAAUGGAGGUGCCACACCCAGGACGGUACGUGAUCGUCGUAGACUACAUCACCAACCGGAACAGUCCCGAGGUGGGCAUCCUGCAGGUGAACCUGGUGGGAGACAUCGAUCAGGACGGUUCGGUGACCGCGUACCCUUGCACGUACACCACCGUCUGCCGACAGCCCGUCAUCGAUAAGGAGUCGCGCGAGAAGAUCUUCUUCCUCGAUCCGAACAACCGCAAGCCGGUCCUCGUGACAAGCACCGAUCUGUCCGGAGCGAUCGCGUUCAAGUCGAUCACGGCUAUCCCGUACGACGAGUGGUCGACCGACUAUAUCCGCCCGAACUCGGUUUGCGUGAUGCAGAAUGGACGGUGCGUGCAGACGAGCUACCGGACAGCAUCGGACUCGAAGAAGGUCGAGUUUGAAACGGAGAAUGAUUGGCGAGUGGCGGAGGAGGUUCCGCGUGCUGUGUUCGAUAACAGCACCAAGCUGAUCCUGCUCGACCAGAACCAGACGGAUGUUAGUAUCAAGGCGAAGGUGCAGCACCCGAACCGGUACGUGAUGAUCGUGAAGUUCUUCCAACCGGACCAUCCGACGUUUAAUGUGCAGUAUCGAAUUGAAACGGCGCGGCAGAACUAUGACGGUCGACUGGAGGUACGUCACUGCCCGGCCAACAGCGGGUGCCGGGAGGUACUGAAGCAGGACAACGGUGCGAUCGAGUUCGACCUGGAGGAUAACAUUGAGAUUACGGUGGUUAAUGGAGGCAGCCAGCGCGUGUGGGUCGACUAUGUGCUAUUGGUACCGGCCGAGCAAUUCAACGGUGGCCUGCUGCAGGAGGAAACGUUCGAUCAGACGAAAGAGUUCAUCCAACAGUGCGGUCAGGAUCAUUUCCAUAUCCAGACGAAUGCGAGCGAGUUCUGCAAGAAGGCGGUAUUUUCGCUGACGGCCGACUACAACAGUGGUGCCCUGAAGUGUAACUGCGACUAUUCCGGAUCGACCAGCUUCGAGUGUGAACCGUUCGGAGGGCAGUGCCAGUGUAAACCGAACAUUAUUGGACGCAGGUGCGAGGCAUGUAAGACUGGGUACUAUGGAUUCCCGGACUGUAAACCCUGCAACUGCCCGUCGACGGCCCAAUGCCACAAGGAUACCGGUGAGUGCGUCUGCCCGGAUCGGGUGACCGGCGAGAAGUGUGACCAGUGUAUGCCGUACACGUUCGGUUUCGAUCAGAUCAUUGGAUGCGAGGAGUGUAGCUGCAAUCCGCUCGGUGUGGCCAACAAUAACCUGCAGUGUGACAUGGAAAGUGGCCUCUGCGAGUGCAAGUCGAAUGUGGUUGGGCGUAAGUGCGACCGGUGUCAGUAUGGGUUCUACAACUUCCCGUACUGUGACCCGUGCCACUGCGACAUCCGUGGUACGACGUUCGAGAUUUGCGAUCAGGCGGACGAGAGCUGUUUCUGCAAGACGAACGUACAGGGCCGCGAGUGUAACACUUGCGUCGAUGGAACGUACAACCUGCAGGCUAACAAUCCGGACGGAUGUACCAAGUGCUUCUGCUUCGGGCAUUCCAGUCGCUGCCAGACGGCAUUCCUGCGCCCGUUCAACGUGAGCAUGAUGAAGGAAAUGAAAUUGCACACGGUCCGUCUAUCCGGUGGUAAGGCGACCAUCACACCCUGGACGCUACCAGAGGCGGAAAUCAUGCUUAAUGAAACGGUGGCAAAGGUUGCGCUCGACACCGUCGAUCAGAAGGAUCCAUUGGACGGGAUGGUGUACUUCGGCAUGCUGGAUCACCUGUUCGAUCUGGCCAAUCACCUCUCGGCGUACGGAGGAUACCUUACGUACAAGGUGCACUUCACGAACGGACUGUUCGGUAGCGCUCUGAUUGGACCGGACGUGAUCCUCGAGGGCAAUGGAUUGGAGAUCGUACACCAGAGCUACCGGCAACCGUCAUCGAACCAACUGUUCAGCGGCAGCGUGGAGAUGGUCGAGAGUAACUUCCAAACGGCGGCUGGAGGUUCGGUUAGUCGCGAACAGUUUAUGAUGUUGCUGCGCGACCUAAAGAACAUUUACAUCCGCGCGUCGUACUGGGAGCAAGGGCUGCAGACGGUGCUUUCGGAUGUGAGCCUUACGAUGGCGCACGAUGACUUCGAAAACCCGCAUCUGUAUCGCGAACUGUCGAUGGAGAACUGCGACUGUCCGCCGGGCUACGCGGGACGAUCGUGUGAGGAUUGUGCCCCUGGAUACUACCGCGACCCGAACGGACCGUACCUGGGCUAUUGCAUUCCCUGUGAGUGCAAUGGGCACGCGGAUACAUGCGACUGCAUUACGGGCGUGUGUCAGAACUGUAAGCAUUACACGACCGGUGAUCAUUGCGAUCAGUGCAUCGAAGGGUUCUACGGAAAUGCGACGCGGGGCACACCGAACGAUUGUAUGAUUUGCGCUUGCCCGCUGCCGGUUGAGUCGAACAACUUUGCAACGUCGUGCGAGGUGUCGGAGGACGGUUACGAGAUCCAUUGCGCUUGCAAACCGGGAUACCACGGGGAGAAGUGUCAAAGCUGCGCCCCUGGCUACUAUGGGCAGCCGCAGAUUGAGGGCGAGUUCUGUAAGCCUUGUGACUGUUCGGGCAACAUUAACAAAGACGAACCGGGUGCUUGCGAUUCGGUGUCGGGCGAGUGUGUGCUCUGCCUGAAUAACACUUCCGGACGUGCGUGUAACCUGUGUGCACCAGGAUUCUACGGCGAUGCCGUGCAUCAAAAGGACUGCCAGAGCUGUAUCUGCGAUAAGCUAGGCAUGGCAUACUGCGACAACUUUGUCGGCACGUGCAACUGCCUACCGAACGUGAUCGGUGAAAAGUGCGAUCGGUGCGAGGACGAUCACUAUGGGUUUGAGUCGGGUCGUGGCUGUACACCGUGCGAUUGUGGUAUCGCCUCGAACAGCUCCCAGUGUGAUGACCAUACGGGCAAGUGUGCCUGCAAGCCGGGUGUUACCGGGCGUCAGUGUGAUCGUUGCGAACCGGGCUACUGGAACUACUCCGAGCAGGGUUGUGUGCCAUGCUCGUGCAAUACCGACUACUCGCGUGGUCUUGGCUGUAAUGCGUUGACCGGACAGUGCGAGUGCCUGUCGGGGGUUGUUGGCGAGAAGUGUGACUCGUGCCCGUACCGUUGGGUGUUGAUACCGGAGACCGGCUGUCAGGAGUGUGACUUGUGCCAUCACGCACUGCUGGAUGUGACGGAUGGACUGAAGGCGGACAUUGACCCGGUACUACUCGACAUCAAAACGGUUGCGGAUGAUUACUACACGUCGCAGAAAUUGAACUACUUCGACGAAAUGGUUGACCGAUUGGAACCGAAGGUGCGCAGCUUGGAUCCGCACGGAGUGAACCUAAACCCAUCGCGACAGAAGGUGGAAUCGUUGGAACAGGAGGUUAAGAGUCUAGACCGACGCAUCCAGUAUGCGGACGAGAACGCAAAGGACAUGACGACCAACAGCGAGAAGUUGCUGGGUGCGUCCGCCAACGUGCUCGACAAUUGCCGGCUGGUGCACAUCAACACGAAGAACACGAUCGAUGAGGUGCUAGUGUUGGGAGCGAACCUUGGCUCAUCCGAGAUCACCAAGCUCGAUCAAGCCUUUGAAGAGGCUAAGAACUACUUGGAGAACAUCAAACAGUACUCGAUCACACCGGAAACGCUCAAUUCACAGCUGGAGAACGCCACCGGAUUGCUCUUCGGCGUGGAGGCUUUCGGUGAACCGGUGCAGGCGCAACACGACAAGCUGGCCAAGCUGAUGCACGACAUUGGCGAGUUUGACGUGAAGCUGGAGGACUUGUACACCUGGAGCUUGCGGGUGGAGAAGGAGAGCGACAUCACGUCGAAGCUGAACGCGAAAAACAAGGCUGCAGUCAACACCAAGUUCGACACGGUGACGGCCCACGCGAAGGAAGCGACAGAAAACAUCAACAGCAGCAAGGCCCUGCUGACGAACUCAUCCAACAUCAUGAAGGACAUCGACAUUACGCACACGGAGCUCGACAAUGUGAACAAGCAGCUGACGGAACUGAACAACGGUGUCGACCGGGAGCUACCGCAGAUGGACGAGGAAUACAAGCAGCUAGACCCACUGAUCGAGAAGGCAUCGGAGCAUGCGUCCAACUUGAAGAUCGAAUCGGAGAGUCUUUCGGAGAAGUAUUCGGACGUUUCGGCGAAUUCGGAGACAGCACUACAGGCGGCAACGGCUCACUCGAAGAUCGUGGACGCGGUUAACGAGGCGCAGGAUAACAUUCGGAAUGCUACAAACACGGCACAGAAGGCCACCGACCAGACGCUGGGCAUCGACAAUCGGGCCGCCGAAUCCGACCAUGCAUCGCGGGAGCUGCUGAAUGAGGCUCGGCGAAUGUUUACCGCGCUGCAAACGGAACUGGAACCACAUAGCAAACGUUCGAUUGAUACGGUUGAUAGCAUAAAGGAGAAGAACACACACAGCGACGGUAUGUUGCACUCGAUCAAUGCUGCCUUGGAUGGAAUUCCGCAGGAAUCGCACACCGACCAGUGGGAGAAUGCGCGUGAUCAAGCGAUCGAGGCGAAGGGCAAGUCAGAAAACGCACUCAAAACUCUCGACCCAAUGAUCGCCGAUCUGUCGAAGAGCGUGUUCCUGGCGGAGCAACUACCGAAGGACAUUGACAACGCCCAGAAGGACAUCAACCAGGCAACGGCGCAGGUCGAGCGGUUCAAGACGAUGAUUCCAAACAUCCGGGAGCUGGUCCAGCGGUUGGACGAAAAGCAGGGCAAGGUGGAUGUGGUCGUGAGUGACAUCGGCGAUCGGUUGGAGUCGCUGAAGCGCCAGAUCGGGGAGGCCCGUUCGUUCGCCAACACGAUCAAGGUGGGCAUGCACUUCCAUCCGAACACGACCGUCGAGCUGAAGGCCCCGGAGAGUUUGUCGCAGAUGGCGACCAACUCGAACGUGUCGAUGUUCUUCCGCACCGAUAAACCGGAAGGUUUCCUGCUGUUCCUGGGCAACGAUAAGGAGCCGAACGCGAAGAAGAGCUCCCGCGAUGACUACAUGGCGCUGGAGAUCGAGAACGGCUAUCCGGUGCUAUCGAUUGACCUCGGUAACGAUCCGGAGAAGGUGAUCAGCCCGAAGUACGUCGCUGACGACCGCUGGUACCAGGCGAUUGUAGAGCGUACCGGCAACAACGUGAAGCUUACGAUCCGCGAACAGCUCGACAACGGAACGGAAUUGUUCCACUCCAAGGAACAGGUGUUGCCGGGUUCGUACAAUGUGUUCAAUGUGGAUCAGAAUAGCCGGCUCUUUAUCGGUGGUUACCCGCCGGAGUACAACAUGCCGCAGGAUGUGAAGUCGAGUGAAUUCGAUGGGCGCGUCGAGCAGCUGCAGAUCGGUGGCGAACAUAUAGGUCUGUGGAACUUUGUCGAUGCCCAGAACGUGUUCGGUUCGCAGGAGCGUGAUACGUUGCGCAGUGAGGAGAGCCCCUCGACUGGAUUCCGAUUCGGCGGACGUGGUUACGUGGCGAUCGACUCGAAGUCGUACACCUUCAAGCAGCAAUCGCAGUUACAGUUCCAAUUCAAGGCCCCACCGGAGACGCGCGACGGUCUGCUGUUCUACGCGGGCAAGAACCGUCACUUCAUCUCGGUGGAGAUCCGGAACGGUGCCGUGGUGUUCCAGUUCAAGCUCGGCCAGCAGGCGCAGGUCGUAACGAUCGGCUCGAAGAGUGCAUUCAACGACGACAAGUGGCAUAAGGUUUCGGUCGAGCGGGAAGGCAACGUGGGCAAGCUGACGGUGGACGACAAAGAGGUGUUCCAGCAGAUGGGAUCGCCGGAACACUCGCAGUUGCACAUUUCGGAUGCGAUCUACUUCGGUGGUUACCACAGCAAGGUGAACCACUCGGAGGUAACAUCGAAGGGCUUCGAUGGGUGCAUCGACGACGUGUACAUCCUGGGCACCAAGGUUGACCUGAGUCUCAACACGAAGGCACUGGAUGUGCGUCCGGGAUGUCCGAUGAAGUUCUCAUCGCUGGUCUCUUUCCCACCGCAUCAAUUCGGUUACGCCAGCCAACCGGGUGUGCAGUCGGCGAACGGACUGCAGGUUAACCUGAAGUUCCGCACAACGCAAAGCGACGGAGUGUUGUUCUACACGAGCAACUACGAUCAAACCGGCACGUUCGGAUUGGUCCUGCGGGAUGGUGUGCUCGUGCUGUCCAGUACUGGCACCGAAGUGACCACCGAACGUCGCACUUUCGACGAUGGUGAGUGGCAUGCCGUCACUGCCGGACACGAACGCGAUCGCCUGGCGCUGCUCGUAGACGAAGAGCCUUUCUACAGCCCACAAUCCUACCCACCUCGCCCGCUGCUCAUCGACAAUGGGGACAUUUACUUUGGUGGACUGCCGAAGAACUACGUCACACCGAAGCUUGCGUUGGCCACGAAUGCCUACUUUAUGGGCUGCCUGAGCGAUAUCACUGUCAACGGGCAGAUCGUUAACUUUGCCUCCUUGAGCGACAAGAAGUCGGCCGUGCUGGAUCAAUGCUCGAAGGAGCUGUUUGCCGCUGGCAGGAACACCCCACUGUACUACCCAGACGACGGUAAGGAACCGAAGGUGUUCGUCCAUAGCCGCUUCGACGACAGUGAGUCGGAACCGGGAAGGAAGCCAGCGGCUCCUUCGGUGUCGACCAGUACCACAACGCCGGUACCGGCUGUGAGUGCGCCUUCGACGCCUCAAAAGACACCGUCAACGCAGAGUUCCACUCCCAGCACCACUACGAGCACCACAACGACACCACCGACCACGACAACGACAUGGCGUCCGCGUCCAACGAAACCGGACGAACCACCGCCGGUCUGCAGACUGCCGGUCACCCCCGAGCAGGACGUCGACUUCGACUCGGGCUACCGGUUCGGAACGGGCCAGUUCAGCCACAUCGAGUUCAACGACGUUGGGGCGAAACAGAAGCGGUACGACUACUCGCUCAGCUUCAAAACGUCGUCCUCCGAGGGUGUGCUGUUCUAUGUGGCCGACGCACGUCACACCGACUUUAUCGCGCUCGAUCUGCGUGACGGCCGGGUGCACCACGCGUUCAAGUGUGGCACCGCGUCGUACGAAAUGCUCUCGAAGGAGCGCUACGAUGACAACCGGUGGCACACGGUGAAGUUCUCACGCAACCUGAAUAAGGGCUCGCUGGUGGUGGACAGCGAGGACGAGUCGAGUGGCGACCUGAAUGGCACACCGCGACAGAUGGCGCUUCAGCCACCAAUGUUUGUCGGUGGCGUUAGUGGUGACAUCCAUGAGGAUGUGGCAGUGAAUCUUAAGAUGGAUAAGAACGUACUGGAGAAGAAUCAGUUCGUCGGCUGCAUCAACGAAAUCGAAGCGAACGGACGCCCCGUAUCGGUGCCGUCGAACAUCACGCGCACAAUCCCCUGCUCGUCGCAAAUCGAAUCGGGCACGUUCUUCGGCAACGGUGGCGGUUUCGUGAAGCUGUACGAUAAGUUCAAGGUCGGCAGUGAACUAACCGUCAGCAUGGACAUCCGACCACGCGCCCAGAGUGGUCUGCUGAUGUCGGUGCACGGUCGCAAGGCGUACUUCGUGCUGGAGAUGGUCAACGGAACGAUCAUGCUGACGGUGAACAACGGCGAUGAUCCGUUCACGGCAACCUACACACCGCCGCCGGAAGAGAAUCUCUGCGAUGGCCAGUGGCGUUCGGUUUCGGCCAUCAAGUCACAGUACGUCAUCACCAUCAAGGUGAACGACAUCAGCUCGCAUCCGGCCAUUGGCAACGUUUCCUCCCCGUCGACGGAUACGACGCGUCCGCUGUUCCUUGGAGGGCAUCCUCACCUACAGAGGAUCCGUGGAUUCGUGGCGCGUGCACCGUUCCAGGGUUGCAUCCGGAACGUGAAGGUUCGCGAUAGCGUCGAGGAGAUUACACCAAAAAUGACUGUCGGCAACGUGCAGACGGGCGUCUGUCCGACAAUCUAG
Anopheles coustani is the source of this 11472-nucleotide messenger RNA. RefSeq names its product laminin subunit alpha (gene LanA). Gene Ontology annotation, biological process: regulation of cell migration; regulation of cell adhesion; cell adhesion. The transcript is spliced from 12 exons. The record is from RefSeq and is a predicted model, not a curated record. Bases 358 to 11472 code for a protein of 3704 amino acids. Gene Ontology annotation, molecular function: signaling receptor binding. NCBI's taxonomy places the organism in Eukaryota, Metazoa, Arthropoda, Insecta, Diptera, Culicidae. Gene Ontology annotation, cellular component: basement membrane.